AAAGCAAAACCCUAACGCGGACUCUGUAACGCGAAUCCGUUAUAUAUAAGACGGCACUGCUGACCUCUAACCCUAGUUCGAGUGAGCGGUCGUUGAGCAGACGAAACAUCUCGUAUCAAACCCUAGUUAUUUGCUCAUCUCAAUCUUUCGCCUUCAAUUUUUGUGUUUAAGGAUUUUCGAAGUUCCCAGUGAUGUCGGACGAGGAAAGAGAAGAGAAGGAGUUGGAUCUCACCUCUCCUGAAGUAGUCACCAAAUACAAGAGCGCUGCUGAAAUCCUUAACAAGGCUCUGCAGUUAGUUGUGUCGGAAUGCAAACCAAAAGCUAAGGUUGUUGACAUUUGCGAGAAGGGGGAUUCAUUCAUCAGAGAGCAAACUGGCAAUAUGUACAAAAAUGUUAAGAAGAAGAUUGAAAGGGGUGUUGCAUUCCCAACAUGUAUUUCUGUAAACAAUACUCUGUGUCAUUUCUCUCCACUUGCUAGUGAUGAGACAGUGUUAGAAGAAGGUGAUAUAAUAAAGAUUGAUAUGGGUUGUCACAUAGAUGGAUUCAUUGCUGUAGUUGCACACACUCAUGUCCUACAGGGAGGUCCAGUGACUGGUAGGAUAGCUGAUGCUAUUGCUGCAGCAAAUACUGCUGCUGAAGUUGCAUUGAGGCUCGUAAGACCUGGAAGGAAGAACAAAGAUGUAACAGAAGCAAUUCAGAAGGUUGCUGCUGCCUAUGACUGCAAAAUUGUUGAAGGUGUUCUCAGUCAUCAACUAAAACAGUUUGUGAUUGACGGAAACAAGGUCAUAUUGAGUGUCUCCAACCCAGACACAAAAGUAGAUGAUGCCGAAUUUGAGGAAAAUGAAGUUUACGCAAUUGAUAUAGUCACAAGCACAGGUGAUGGCAAGCCGAAGUUGUUGGAUGAAAAACAGACAACCAUCUAUAAAAGAGCUGUUGACAAGAAUUAUCACCUAAAGAUGAAAACGUCUAGGUUCAUUUUCAGUGAAAUAAAUCAAAAAUUUCCCAUCAUGCCAUUUACUGCAAGGGCCCUAGAAGAGAAGCGGGCUCGGUUAGGACUAGUGGAAUGCGUCAAUCAUGAUCUUUUGCAACCUUAUCCUGUUCUUCAUGAGAAGCCUGGUGAUUUUGUUGCUCAUAUCAAAUUUACUGUUCUGCUCAUGCCAAAUGGGUCAGAUCGCAUUACAUCCCAUCCUCUACAGGACAUACAGCCGACUAAAACAGUAGAUGACCCUGAAAUUAAAGCCUGGUUAGCAUUGGGCACGAAAACAAAGAAGAAAGGUGGUGGGAAGAAGAAGAAAGGCAAGAAGGGUGACAAGGGUGAGGAGUCUGCAGAAGCCGUGCCCAUGGACGCGACAUCCCAAGAAUGAGAUAAUUUAAAUAUUCUUAUCCAAUUUUGGCUACUAGUUUGUAUCUGGUUGUUUAUGGGUUCAUUCAGAUGGUCAUUAAAGAUUGAUCCUGAUUGAGUUUUCCCUAAAAGUGUCCGCUGCAUGUACUCGGUUAAAUUCUGUAUCUUUUUUUAUUAUAGUUUUCCUAAUAGAAAAACAGAUUUUGGUAACAA
Molecule: messenger RNA, 1555 nt
Organism: Cornus florida
Lineage: Eukaryota; Viridiplantae; Streptophyta; Magnoliopsida; Cornales; Cornaceae
Product: ERBB-3 BINDING PROTEIN 1
Exons: 10
Coding region: 192-1364 (390 amino acids)
Source: RefSeq, a predicted model, not a curated record